Adineta ricciae is the source of this 1374-nucleotide messenger RNA. NCBI's taxonomy places the organism in Eukaryota, Metazoa, Rotifera, Eurotatoria, Adinetida, Adinetidae. The record is from the annotation of a GenBank genome assembly.
AUGGGUUGGAAUAGUUGGUAUAAUUUUCAGUGCAAUUAUUCUGAAAAGAGAAUUCAGAAAACGGUUGAUAUAAUCAUCAGUAGUGGUCUGGCUGCUGCGGGCUAUGAAUAUAUUAACCUUGAUGAUUGCUGGCAAGUAGGUCGAGAUGCAAAUGGAACGAUUCUAGCUGAUCCAGUUGCUUUUCCAAAUGGAAUGAAAGCACUGGUUGAUUAUGUUCAUUCACGUAAACUUAAGUUCGGUUUAUAUUCAGAUGCCGGUUACAGAACGUGUGCGGGUCGACCUGGUUCUCUAGGAUAUGAAACAAAAGAUGCCAAUACAUAUGCACUAUGGGAUGUUGAUUAUUUAAAAUAUGAUAACUGUAAUACUGAUGGAACGAAACCAGAAGUGCGCUACCCAGUUAUGCGUGACGCAUUGAACGCGACGGGUCGACCCAUCUUCUAUUCACUUUGCGAAUGGGGCGUUGAUACACCAGCACUAUGGGCUGCAAAUGUUGGAAACAGUUGGCGGACAACUGAUGAUAUUUCUGAUAAUUGGGAAUCGAUGACUCACACAAUAGAUAUAAAUAAUCAAUUUGCUGAUAAAGCUCGACCUGGUGGCUGGAACGAUCCUGACAUGCUACGAAUAGGCAACGGUGGUAUGACGAAUACGGAAUACAUCUCCUAUUUCUCUCUUUGGGCUAUCAGUAAAGCUCCACUUCUGAUCGGCGGUGAUGUAACCAACAUGAGCCAAGCAACUCUAAAUAUUUAUCUAAAUCGUGAAGUGAUCGCUAUUAAUCAAGACCCAUUAGGAAUACAAGGAAAAAAAAUUGUUGUUUCGUCAUCACAAACAUUCAACAAUGUAUUCGCUGCUAAAUGUUCAACUCAUGAUCAACGACAAAAAUGGAUUUACGAUGUUAAUAAUGAUCAUAUUCGAUCAACAUUAAACGGACAAUGUUUAACAAUCGACAAAUGUGAUUCUGGUAGUGAUGGAUUGAUGAAUAUUGUAACAACCACAUGUUUCAGUAAUAUUUCCAAAUCAUCAUGUCCACGAAAAAUUCAACAAUGGAUGAGCAAUAAUCUAUGGCAAUUGAAUAAAACAGAUGGACUCAUUCGAAGUGCUGCCAAUACUGAAUGUUUAACCGUUCCGCAAAUUACAGAAAUAUGGGCUGGACCAUUAUCUGAUGGAUCCCAAGCUGUGCUGUUAUUUAAUCGAAAUAGUACAAUUAGUGAAGUGAUUACUAUUAAAUGGACGGAUUUAGGAUGGUCAACUAAUCAACGAGCAAGUGUUCGAGAUUUAUGGACUCAUCGAGAUCUCGGAGUGUUCGUAGGCAAUUAUACUUCGCCUAGUAUCGAACGACAUGCCGUACAGAUGCUGAAAAUUACACGAGUUCAUUAA